AUGGCUUACGACCACAAGACCACAAGGCCACCCACACACCCCUCCCUCCCGUCCGCUACAGUCAUGCGCAGUGUAUUCUACGUCGCACUGGCAGUUGCGGUCUUCGCUCACAGCAGUUUCGUCGCAGCGUUCGCGGCUGCCGACGAGUCCGCGCUCUUGUCGAAGACCACUCCCGACUUCGCGAACGAUGAUGUGCUCAGCACGGACUCCUGGAAGAGAUUCCUUCGGAGCACGGACCUAGACGACGAGGCCGAGGACGCCGCCGAGGACGACCGCAAGGCCGACCCAUGA
Molecule: messenger RNA, 291 nt
Organism: Phytophthora sojae
Lineage: Eukaryota; Oomycota; Peronosporomycetes; Peronosporales; Peronosporaceae
Exons: 2
Coding region: 1-291 (96 amino acids)
Source: RefSeq, a predicted model, not a curated record